UGGGUGUGUGUGCGUGUUUUUUAAUUCUUCUCGUCACUUAGGUGACAAGAACAAUUGGGUUUUUCCAUGCAACUGUUUAUUGUUCUGGAAUGAAACUUAGAUCUUGAGGUUUUUAUAGCUAAUACUUCUUUACAAUGUGAAUACUUUCUGAAUGCACGGUAAUUUUUUUUCUUUGAGGAAGUGUUUAGACAGUCGAAAAAUAUCUCACCUGACAGGUGCACAGUGUAGUCACAGUUUCCUCAUCUACAUAUUAACCUUGCUCGUGGCUUAUGAGGAAAUCAAAGAGUCACACUAUGAAGUUCGAACAGCAGGUUUUUGUUGUUUUCCUUCUGGAGCUUUUAUUUACAGGAAUCGAUGCACAGUUGGAUGUGUGCGGCAAAGCGCCGUUCAACACCAAGAUCGUGGGAGGCCAGGAUGCCACUCUUGGCAGUUGGCCCUGGCAGGCUGUUGUGCGGCGACAAAACGCUUUAUGUGGAGGGUCCCUGAUAUCCAGUCUGUGGGUCCUAACAGCUGCUCACUGUUUUGAAAGUAACAGCACGAGUGGCGUAAGAGUUUUAUUUGGAACACUGACCAUUUCUGGGGGUAAUCAAAAUUCAGUGGAACGGACCGUCUCACAGGUCAUCGUCCACCCUGACUAUAAUCAAAGACCUAACGACAACGACGUGGCCUUAUUGAAGCUGGCCUCCUCUGUUGACUUCAAUGAUUUUGUCACUCCGGUGUGUCUGGCAGCUGAUGGCAGCAUCAUCAAUAAUGGAAUUCAAACCUGGGUCACCGGUUAUGGGACCACCAGCAGUGGGGGAUCUAUCGCACAAUCGCUGCAGGAAGUAAAAGUUCCCGUUGUGUCCAACUCCCAAUGUAACCAAGCAUACGGUGGCGGAAUCACAGACAACAUGCUCUGUGCCGGGCAAGCAGGAAAGGACUCCUGCCAGGGAGAUUCCGGUGGCCCACUGGUGUAUAAACAAGAUUCUCAGUGGACCCAGGCUGGAGUUGUGAGUUUUGGAAGUGGUUGUGGUGAUGCAAAUUUUCCAGGAGUCUACGCUCGAGUGUCCAAGUAUCAAAGCUGGAUCAACCAACAAAUCCCUACUGCAGAGCAGCCGGGAUACAUUACCUUAGCUAAUAUUUCUGCAACUGCUCCUCCAACUACUACUAAUACUACUACUACUAAUACUACUAACACUACUACUACUAAUGCGGGUUCGAGCCCUGUGAUACCUGUCUUCCUGUCUCUUGCAGCUCCUCUGCUGAUAUCCAUUUUACCCAUCAUCUUCUCUGUCUUUAUCUUCUCUUAAGAUUAUGUUGACAUUGAAAGUCAGGUGGGAAAAGAUCAGCUGUUCAGAAACCUCAUCAACCAUUAUUAUGUUCUUUAUGCACUUUGGUUGGUUUUUUGAAGGAAAAAAAAUACUUUACUGCAUCAUUGCAUUGAUUUUUCUCAAGAAUCAUACAGCUAGAAUACCCCUGUCCAAACAUAAUCAUCAUCAGAAAUGUUAAAAAAUGAAAGGAAAAACUCAAGUUAUGUGAUGAGUUUUUUAGUCACCAACUAAAAUGACCAAAAUAACAAAUUCUGCAAUAUUCAAUAUACUGAUACCAAAACAUCCAAUCACUCGUACAGAGUCCCACCUCUGCUGACCAGUUUUCCAGUAUGUCUAAUGGAAGAAUAUGACACGGUUUCUCUCUCUCUCUCUCUCUCACUCACUCACACUCUCUCUCUCUCUCUCACACACACACACACACACACACACACACACACACACACACACACACACACACACACACACACACACACACACACACACACACACAAAACAUAAUUAACUUAUUAAUUCAAUUUAUUUUAUCCAAAGGUUGAAAAAAAUUGUAUUAGGAUUGUAAAAAGCAAAAAUAUAAAGUAAAUUUUUCUAAAUAAGUUUGUAUCAUUAGAGUUCUUUGAAGUUAACAGAGGUGUACUGUACUCAAUUCAACUGAACAGAAAAGACAAAGUGCAUAACGUACCUCAUUCACCUUAUGUUUAAUAUGCAACACAACAGAACAAAUCAGUAAUUAUUAACACCCACAUUUCUCUAAUUACUUCCACAACAGAGGUAUAACUUUUGCCUCAGUGUGUUUGUUUAUUUGUUAAAAAAAAAAAAAUGAAUAGACUUGGUGCAGGAACAGAAAAAGUAGAGAAAAACUCAUUGUCAUAGUUCAAUAUGGGUUUAUUAGUCCUACUUCUGGGUUUGGUUGCUCUAGUUGCUUUAACAUUCAGUCAAUGUUAUUUUCACAUGGUCUUUUUUUAAUGCUGUAAUGAACAAAGUUCCAACAUUCACAUCUUGAUCCAGAUCAGCUCCAAAACCUAUUGGUUUCUAUUCUAGGACAUGUCCACCUUUUUAGUAAAAUGUGAUUUUCGGCUCAUUACUUUUUGUCCAAUGCUGUUUACACACCAACAAAACAAUAAAAAUACGAGUGAAAACAUUCUGUCAUUGGUGGGUGGAACUAAUGCACAUUUCUUGAUUUCUCCCCCAGACCUCCCACCUUUAUAAGCCUUUCUCUUUGUUUGCCUACAAUAUGGCCAAAUUAUCAUAUUGCAAUAUUGUCAUAUCAAUAUGAUGUAAGAUAUGACUAUGAUUUCACACAAAGUGUAGCAACGGUGAAAAUUAAACAUUCUUAAACAAAACAGUAAUAAUACCACACUCAUUUUGCACUCAUCAUAAGCUUAGGAUACAGUGCCCUCCAAAAGUAUUGGAACACUUAGUAUUUCACACAUAUUAUUUUACAAAGACUGAAAAAGAAAGAUUAUAAAAUCAAACCCUCACUGCGCCUUGUGAUAGAAUCACUACGAUGACAGCUCCAAGAUGGCGGCCGCAUUUCUUGCGCCUCAGCAACCUGUGCAGCGUCUACUUCCCCUUUAUAAAGUCUAUGUUCUCCUGCCGUCAGCCUUGUGAUAGAAUCACCACGAUGACUGAUCCAAGAUGGCGGGCGCAUUUCUUGUGCCACAGUAACCAAUAUGGCGUCUACUCUUCGUCAUAAUGUCGGUUUGUGGCUUUUUACGGCUUUUUAUGACAACAGUUUGUUAGGAUGGCGUGUUAAGGCUGGGGGGUUGGGAUGGGGGUGGAGAUUACAUUUUCAAGUUUAAAGUCAUAAAUAUACGAGAAUAAACAUGCAAAUUUACGAGAAAUAACACGCAAAUUGGCGAGAUUUAAACAUUCAAAUUUGCGAGAUUCUAAACAUGAGAAAAAGACGACGCAAGAAUCAGAACACGUAAAACUA
This is a messenger RNA of Thalassophryne amazonica, 3243 nucleotides long. RefSeq names its product chymotrypsin-like protease CTRL-1. NCBI's taxonomy places the organism in Eukaryota, Metazoa, Chordata, Actinopteri, Batrachoidiformes, Batrachoididae. Gene Ontology annotation, biological process: proteolysis. Gene Ontology annotation, molecular function: serine-type endopeptidase activity. Bases 270 to 1289 code for a protein of 339 amino acids. The transcript has 6 exons. The record is from RefSeq and is a predicted model, not a curated record.